Acanthamoeba castellanii str. Neff is the source of this 1398-nucleotide messenger RNA. RefSeq names its product transcription factor tfb2 subfamily protein. Gene Ontology annotation, biological process: nucleotide-excision repair. Gene Ontology annotation, molecular function: ATPase activator activity; double-stranded DNA binding. The coding region runs from base 1 to 1398 and encodes 465 amino acids. The record is from RefSeq and is a predicted model, not a curated record. NCBI's taxonomy places the organism in Eukaryota, Discosea, Longamoebia, Acanthamoebidae. The transcript has 9 exons. Gene Ontology annotation, cellular component: transcription factor TFIIH holo complex; transcription factor TFIIH core complex.
AUGGGCGAGGUGGAAGCAUACCUGACGGCACUGCCCCAGGCGGCUCUCGACAACCUCUAUGCCGACCCCUGGACUUGCCAGGCCGUUUUUCGGUCGUUGCCGGCCCUGGCCAAGCAGUGGGUGCUACGUUUGGCGUUCGCCUCGCCGAGCAUCACGCGCUCGCGCCUCCUCCAACACUGGACCUCUCCGCGCUUUCAGUCGCAGGGCGAAGCUGCCCUGCGGCGACUACUCGCCCUCCGCAUCCUCCGCGAGCGGCUGCCGGCCGACCGGCGGGACCACGGCGGCGGUGAUGAAGCAGACGUGAUGGAGGUGAUGGAGCCGCUCGGUGGCGGCGUCGCGUACGAGUUCAACAAGCACUUCGGCAGCAACUUCCAGAAGAUGGACGGCGAAGGUGAAGAGGAAGAAGAGGCGAUGCCGACGAGGGAGGAGCUGGCCGCGUUCACCACGUCGUGCUGGGACACCAUCUUCCUGUUCAUCAUGGGCUCCACCGUCAUCCAACCGCCGUCCGACCGAGUCGUGUCUCUCCUUACCCGCGGGGAGUUCAUGGUGGUACACGAGGAAGACCAGUCGAUUCGCAUCGCAGACAAGGGCUUCCCGUUCUUGCUGAAGGACCUGCGCACGCAGGUCUGGACCCUGCUGCUCCUCUACCUGCGGUCCCUGCAGGAGGAGAAGGCCAACGUCCACGACGUUCUCUCCUUCCUCUUCCGCCUCAGCUUUCUCACCGUCGGCGAGGGCUACCAAAUGGACGACCUUGCGUUCUCCGAGUCCGGGCUGCUGCAGGACCUGCAGGAUCUGGGCAUCAUCUAUCGCAAGCACAAGGACUCGAAAUGGCUCUACCCGACGCAACUGGCCAUCGGCCUCUCGUCAACCGAAGCGGCGAAGCGGGACCAAGAGGGUUGGAUCAUCGUCGGCACCGACUACCGCAUCUACGCCUACACCUCCAGCCCCGUGAAGCUGCUCCUGCUGAGCCUGUUCACCCAGAUCGAGUACCAGCUGCCCAACAUGGUCAUGGGCAUCCUGCUUCGCGAAAACAUCCGACAGGCCGUGCAGGUCGGCAUCUCCGCCAAUCAGAUCCUGCAGUUUCUCGAGACGAACGCGCAUCCACAGAUGAAGCAGAACACGCCCAUCAUUCCAGAGUCGAUAGCCGACCAGCUGCGAUUAUGGGAAGCCGAGGACCGACGCCUGUCCCUCAGCUCGGGCUACUUCUACGACGAUUUCGCUUCGCUGGCGGCGUUCAAGAAGGCGGAAAAGUACGCCCGGGACGUGGGCGCUCUCAUCUACUCGGACGCCACCAAGCGAUUCCUGUUCGUGAGCGAGCCGGGACACCAACUGCUGCGACGGUACGUCAAGCAGCACCUCUCCUCUUCCUCUUCCUCAUCGACAUUGACAUCCAAAUGA